This is a messenger RNA of Ostertagia ostertagi, 1095 nucleotides long. The record is from the annotation of a GenBank genome assembly. Lineage: Eukaryota; Metazoa; Nematoda; Chromadorea; Rhabditida; Trichostrongylidae.
AUGGCGUGUCUUAGAAAACUGAAGGACGACAUUUCUGUUCUUGAAUCUCUUUUUCCAAAAAACCAUGAGCGGUUACAGGUACUGGUCGCAUCUGUCGACGAGAUCACGUUGAGGUUCAUAGAUGGGACUGGGCGGUCGGUCAUCAUCAAUGCCAACAUCUUGGAGGAUUAUCCACGUCAAGCUCCUUUGUGGUUCAGCGAGUCAGACGAUGCAGUAAUUUGUUCCGCAUUAGAAAGACUGUCCUCAGGAGCCGACCACCAGAAUUGCUUACUUGCACAGAUACACAAAUUGGUCUCUGAACUUUGUCGUCAAUAUAACGUCACAAUACCAUCAGAAUUAACGCGUUUGGCUCCUCCCGACGAAGACGAUUUGAAAGACGAAGGACAAGGCAGCGAUAUGGAAUCGGAGGAUGAAGAAGGCGAGGAAUUAGUUGAGAUUGCCGAAGUUGACAUGACAGAGGAGGAGCCCCAUGGUAGCACGGACGACGAUGUUUCGCCAGAAGGAAAGGAAAUGCUUGAAAAAAUCACUAGAUCGACUCGUCAACAGCAUCUAAAUGGAAACAUUCAAGGAUCUGUAACGGCUACCGAUCGUUUGAUGAAAGAAAUGAGGGAUAUCUACAAGAGCGAACAUUUCAAGAACGGUGUUUAUUCUAUUGAGUUGCGUGAUGGCGAUAACCUGUACGAGUGGUGGGUGAAACUUUACAAGGUGGAUUCCGAUAGUGCUCUGUACUCGGACCUUCUUACCUUAGCCACCGAACACAAGCAGGAUCACAUACUCUUCCACUUCCUCUUUAAUGAAAAUUUCCCUUGUGAUCCACCUUUCGUACGUUUGGUGUCACCAACGGUUUCCAACGGAUAUGUUCUCGGUGGUGGAGCAAUAUGUAUGGAGCUGUUGACGAAGCAAGGAUGGUCAUCAGCAUAUUCGAUCGAGUCGCUCAUCCUACAGAUAGCAGCGACUCUUGUCAAGGGGAAGGCUAGGAUACAAUUUGAGGCUAAGGCGCAAUACAGUCUUGCAAGAGCUCAGCAGUCGUUCAAAUCACUGGUACAGAUUCAUGCUAAGUCGGGCUGGUAUACACCGCCCACAACUGAGGGAUAA